Messenger RNA from Paramuricea clavata, 3348 nucleotides. The record is from the annotation of a GenBank genome assembly. NCBI's taxonomy places the organism in Eukaryota, Metazoa, Cnidaria, Anthozoa, Malacalcyonacea, Plexauridae.
AUGCCAUGUCGUACUGUGCGACAUGCAGUGAAGAUUUCUAAUGAUGGAGAUCAAAUUUUUAUUGAUUAUGCACAAGGAAGACCUUAUAAGGAAUGCGAAAAUGUGACACAAUCAACAUGCUCCAUGGAAUUGACAAAAUCUGUUUCAUUUUACGGCAUCAAUGGAAGAGCUGAACUUCAGUGUAACAAACGUUGCAAGUUUUUCAUCAUAACGAGUCCGGGUUUUAAUAUAACACGCAUCAAAUUCUUCAACUUGAUCAUAUCGAAUUCACGUGAUAUAACUGAGAUUGACAAAGGAGCCAGGAUGGAACUUGUAUAUCAAAAUAUGUUGGUCAGGGAUAACAACUACGCUAUCUACGGCAAACAUUCGACUGACUGCUCCGUUCUGAUAACCAACUCAAGUUUUGAGAAUAACUUUAGCUCGGGAAUUUAUCUGGCAUGUUCUAAUCUCACUGCACAUAUAACCUCUAGUACCUUCGAACUUACUCCCGUGUACUUGACUAACAUUGCAAAUACGCCAACACGCUGGCAAAAAACGGAGAUUUUCGUUCGAAAUACGAUUUUUAAUGGUAAAAAUAUUCACAAAUGUGCCGCACUGCUCGCUUUUAAGCCAUUUGCAGCUAUAUUCAGUGUUUCAAUAACUGACUCAGAGUUCAAAAAUCAUUUUGCAGUUUGCAGGAGCAAACACGAUCUUCGAUAUCAGUAUUCCACACUAUGCAUAUACGACCAUCACUCACGGCCCCGUAACAUAACAUUUAUAUUUUUCAGAAAUCUACUAAUCGAAAAUAACUACGGUAACUUGCCUGCACUGUCCCUAAUUGCAGGUUAUCUGGAUUACACUGAAGUAGAAGUUUUGAUACGAGACAGCAUUUUCAGGAAUAAUUCGUUAGCACUUUGGGUUUCCACCAACUAUUUGGAUAGACAUCCUGACAGCAAGUCUCCCACAAUAAUUCAUGAGAAUAACACGUUCGUUAAUAACAAUAUUCAUAAUCUGCUAAAACUUAAUGGUGAAGCAGCAAUUUACUUCAGCCAUGGUAAAAGCCUCGUAUCGUCAUGUCGUUUCCUCGACAACGGGGCUGGUCAAAAUUCCUACACAAGCGUGGUGAAAAUUUCCGAAAUGGGGCAAGUUACUUUUUUGAAUUCCUAUUUUGAAAACCGGCAAACCCAAGUGCUGUCCAAUCAGCUUUUUGCGUCAGGAAAUAGACCGGUUAGCUUUACUGGCGAAAAUACGUUUAAUUUAGUCGCCUUAAAGGAGAGACAGACGGUUUUUGUUCGCAUACCAACCGCAAUGUAUUUAACGAACGGUGGGGUAAUUAUGAAGAAGAAUUUUAAGAUCUUAUGUCCGGCAGGAUACAAAUUAUACGCGCAACGACAAUGUACAGUUCUAAAGAAAGGAAUCGUAAAAUGUAGAUAUAUCAAUGUCCAAUGUGAACAGUGUCCAACGAAGACCUACACACUCGAAAGAGGAAAAUUCAUUUUCAAUAAAAGCAAUGACAUCCAAUGCCAGCAAUGUCCUCGAGGAGGGGACUGUGACAGUGGACUGGUCACGGCCAAAUCCAACUUUUGGGGUUACAAAACAAAAAUGAAAGUCCACUUUCUUCAAUGUCCUCCAGGAUACUGUUGCAACACCGAGGAUUGCAUCACCUAUGAUACUUGCCAUGGAAACAGAUCUGGUACACUUUGUGGUCAUUGCUCAGAAGGAAUGUCGGAGAGUUUGUUCUCCACACAAUGCAUAUCAAACGCAGAAUGCUCCUUAAAUUAUUUCUUUAUUCUUGGCACAAUUACACUGCUUGCUUUAUAUCUUGUCUUCUUUCUUUACCACAAAGAAAUUGUUAGCAUUCUUCGAACAAGUUUAUUUAGUAAACGCUUGUCGUUCUCAAUAAACAACAGAAGCGAGCAAGGAAACAAUGUUAGCACCUGUGGUAAUACCUCUUCACCCAGUGGGAUGAUUAAGAUAUUAUUCUAUUACUAUCAAGUUUGUAAUUUGCUAAGAAGCUCCGUGGGUUUUUCUAGAAAAGGGAAAUUCAUUCAUAAGUUUGAGAAUGUUAUUUCAAGGGUGAUGAAUAUGAUUCUAGUUAACCUUCCAUCUUUUAACUGUCCUUUUGCAAACCUUCGUGCUGUUCCUAAGGCGAUCAUUUUACAUUCUGUAGGACACUCUCUUCUUGCUCUUGUCUGUCUUCUUUAUUUGAUAAGCAAGUUGUUUCUGAUUCUCAGGAGAUCUAAAAGUGAUAGUAGUAGAGCAACAACGUUGCAAUAUAUUGCAACAAGAAGGUCCGAUCAAAACGAUAGAGCUACAAAAUCGGUGCUGCAACGAAUUACUUCGGCCUUCACUUACAUUUCUUUAUUGAUGUAUGCUUCCUCCACUCAACUCUGUCUUUCCCUUCUUCACUGUGUACCAGUUGGUGAUAACCAAGUCUUAUUUCUUGAUGGUAACAUCAAAUGUUACCAAACAUUUCAAUAUUUUCUUCUUGGUUACAUGAUUUCUUCUAUACUUCCAUUUUGUCUUGUUCCUGUCCUCGGUUCGUAUCUUUUAAAGUUUGGUCGAAUUGGUGUUAAGCAAUUUUGUGCGGCUUGUAUCUUUCCUUUGCCAUUUUGCUUGUAUUGGUUGUAUUUGUUGCUUAAGGACUGUCGUUGUGGUAAUCAAGAAACAUAUAACACAAUAGAACAAAAUGAUGUUGCAAUAAGAUCUGAACAAGGUAAUGACCAAACACAACGCCUUGGUAGUGAAGAAAUCGCCUUUACCUCCUCCACUGAUAGAAAUGAAAUCACCACGAGAAGUGAAUCCCCUGUUUGUACUGAUAGCAAUGAAGUCUCUUCUACGAGAAGUGAAUCAGCUGUUUGCACUGAUAGCAAUGAAGCCACUUCUACAAGAAGUGAAUCAGCUGUUCUCAAUGUUUUGUUGGGUCCAUUUAGAUCUCAUCAAACUUUUAUGUGCUUUCCUUCUUCACACAUUCCUUGGGAAGGUUUUCUUAUCUUUCGUAGAUUGGUAUUGAUUAUUGUAUUGACUUUCGUCUACGACAUUCAGCUCAGACUUUUUCUAGCUUUAUUCCUAUGUGUUGCCAUUCUAAUCUUCCACACCAUUGUGUAUCCUUUUCAGAGAAAAAGUGACAAUGUACUGGAAUCUUUUUCUCUCGGUACACACGUGGUCCUGUGUGGUUCGACUUUGAUAAAAGCUCUUUAUUAUGGUGAAGAUUAUUCUUCUUUUUCAAACCGUUUGCCUGUGUUGCAUGUGAUUGAAAAUAUUCUUAUAGUCGCUCCAUUGUCUGUCAUCAUGAUCGUUGUUGUUGUUUCUAUCGCUAUAAAAUUGGUAUUUGGUUUAAAACUCUGCGUAUCAGUUGUAAUUCGAAAA